GGGGUUUCGAAUCUGAACGGGAGCUCGACUUUACUCUGUCACAGCGGGCAGCUACCAAGUACCUACCUUCGAUUUCCAUUGAUCCCAGAGCAUCUUCCUUAAGGUGAUUACUUUUCAUAGCAAAAUGGCGCCCCCGGCAAUCAUAGCACCGUCGAUCCUGUCGGCCGACUUUGCCGACCUCGGCGCCGACUGCGCCCGGACCAUCAAGCAGGGCGCCGACUGGCUCCAUGUCGACAUCAUGGACGGCCAUUUCGUGCCCAAUCUCACCUUUGGCCCUCCCGUCGUCGUCAAGAUCCGCAGCCAUGUCGACCGGCCGACCCAGAGCCUGGGCAAGGGCACCUUUGACUGCCACAUGAUGAUUGCCGAGCCCAAGAAGUGGGUCACGGAGUUCAAAAAGGCCGGCUGCGAUCUGUACUGCUUCCACUACGAGGCCGCCUCCUCAUCAGCCGCCUCGAGCCCCGAGGGCCAGUCGGAGCUCAAGACGAGCCCGCGCGAGCUGAUCCGCUACAUCCACGACAACGGCAUGCUGGCCGGCAUCGCCAUCAAACCGGGAACCAAGGUCGACGUGCUGUGGGACGUGCUGGACAGCCCCAACGAGAAGGAGCGUCCUGAUAUGGUUCUCGUCAUGACGGUCGAGCCUGGGUUCGGCGGGCAAAAGUUCAUGGCCUCGGAGCUGCCAAAGGUCGAGGCGCUCCGCCAGCGGUACCCGGACCUGAACAUCGAGGUCGACGGCGGCCUCGGGCCCGGCACGAUAGACCAGGCCGCCGACGCGGGAGCAAACGUCAUCGUCGCCGGCAGCGCCGUGUUUGGCGCCAAGGACCCCGCCGAGGUCAUCGCCCUGCUCCGGGAAGCCGUCGACAAGAGAAACGGGAAGCUGUAGAGUAGAUUUAAUGACUCGCUCUGGUUUCAGGCGCGCCGUGUAGCUUCGGUAUACAUAUAUAUAUAUAUAUGUCGUCCUGAACGCAGCCGAUACGCAAGACGUGUGCCGCGAUUUGAGAAAUACUUGUCAGGAAACGAGCAGCCAUAUAGAUUAAUAUAGCUAAUCGAGUAAUAUUCUAAGCGAAAG
Lasiosphaeria miniovina is the source of this 1066-nucleotide messenger RNA. Its product is annotated as ribulose-phosphate 3-epimerase. Gene Ontology annotation, cellular component: cytosol. The transcript is spliced from 4 exons. Lineage: Eukaryota; Fungi; Ascomycota; Sordariomycetes; Sordariales; Lasiosphaeriaceae. Gene Ontology annotation, biological process: carbohydrate metabolic process; pentose-phosphate shunt, non-oxidative branch; pentose-phosphate shunt. Gene Ontology annotation, molecular function: metal ion binding; D-ribulose-phosphate 3-epimerase activity. Bases 125 to 880 code for a protein of 251 amino acids. The record is from RefSeq and is a predicted model, not a curated record.